This is a messenger RNA of Schistosoma curassoni, 9010 nucleotides long. NCBI's taxonomy places the organism in Eukaryota, Metazoa, Platyhelminthes, Trematoda, Strigeidida, Schistosomatidae. The record is from the annotation of a GenBank genome assembly.
GGUGAUUUGAGUUUUUGUUCUGUAACGCUUUAAUUAAUUCAUCUAAUUACUUCUGUUGUUGUCUCAUUUCACUUCCAGCAUUUGGCCAUCCAGUUCUGUGUAAACUUUGAUAAUUCUUACACACCAAUGACAAUCCUGUGAUUUCUGACUCAUUCUACUCACAUUUUCACCAACUUAAUCAGUUUAUUUUUCCGGAAGUUGCGAUUUUAGACACUCCCAGUUUUGCCAGGUGAUAGCAUGUAGUUAAUACUACAGUUACAUGUCAGGUAUUUGGUGUUUGUCGAUAGGAGACACGUGACCUAGGUUAUUCGUCAGUUGAUACUCGUCUGCGAAGCAUAGCUGUAGUCUUCGCGGAACCAUUUUAACAGUAAAAUGCCUACAGCUGAGUGGCAAAUACAACCUGAUUGGUGUAAUCUCAACAUUCGAAGGAUUUGGGAAACUUGAUAUUCUUAAUCAGUCGGUGACCAAUCAAUAGUAAUAAUGAUGACUUGUGCAACAAAAUGUAGAUCGAUAGAAGAACCUAAUAUGUCCCGUUUGUAACGUUUGCUGCAGUAUCUUCAGCCUCCGUGUUGUGUGUUAAGGUUUCAGAAAAAGUUUGGGACCACAUAAUUCCGUAACAUAGACAUUCUGGAUGCCUAUUACAAUCUAUGGCUCGAAGGACAACAAUUCGUCAUGCUGUUUUUUCACACCACCGACUUACAACCCGAUCUAGUUAAUCCUCUUCGCGUUCCACACUAGUUAACUAGUUUCAAAAGAAACAACGAGUUUGGUCAGGAUACAUACUUCAUGUACCACUUACCAAUACUCCCGGCGUUAACCUAUCUUAUUUUGAGGAGGCUAGAAACUCGCAAAAUUCAAGUCGUAGCCAACUGACAAUUAUUUCUGUUGAGAAAAUAAUCAAUAAACACCUAUGUAGUUGCGUCACAAAUUGUCGCUACACUUUAGAAGUGAAGUCCGUUUCGCUCAGCUAGAUUAAUAUGUAGGAUACAUUAGUGAUCACGUCGUUGAAUAUUUACAUCCAUAUAUAUACAUCUAUACAUCUAAACUCCUCUCAGUAGCAUUCUAUCAUUAGGAUAGCACUUUGUGGUCAGAUUAACAUUGAUAGUACAGUUGAUACCUUUCUCUACUUACUUACCUUUAUAAUCACUCAGUUGUAGACUGGUGGUUAGUGGUAAAGGCAUUCGAAUUUCAGCCCCUAGGUUCUACGUCCGAAUUCUCCUCUACUCAUUUCAGUUUGGGCAACCGGGUACUAUCACUAGCCUUAAUACCUGGUGUGUAGUUUACACCCAAAUACCUUAUGAACGAGUUGUUUUCUUAUAUUUUUUAUUAGUCAUCCGCUUUAAGGAGCAGUUCGGCUGGCCUCCAGCUACCCUACGACUGCCCACCUUUUCCAAUCACCCUGAAUAGAACAUUGCAUCAACCAUAUAUUCACCAUUCGUCAGGUUCUAGAACAUAGGCACGCUUAUCAGCGUCCGACAAUGAUAGUUUUUCUUGACUUAAAAGAAGCAUUUAACUCUGUAGACCGAGAGGUUUUAUGGCAGUGUCUGCCAUUGAAAGGUGUACCUCAGAAGUACAUAAACCCUGUGAGGUCUCUCUACUCGAACACCACCAGUCGAGUCAGAGCUUAUGGCAAACUGUCAUCUGAUUUUUAAACCUUAAGUGGUGUCUAAGAAGGUUGUCCACUAUUUCCAUUUUUGUUUAGUUUCAUCAUAGACCUACUGCUGAAAACAACGUUCUCGUCAGCUGAAUUUUCAGGAAUUGAUCUCCUAUCAGGAGGUCCCCCUACCGAUUUAGAAUACACAGAUGACAGUCUUGUUUGGUGUAGACGCUGAUAAAAUGCAGUUUUUUGAUAGCACUGAGCAACAAUGUCGGGAUGUUUGAGAUGUGUUUCUCCCUCUCGAGAUGCAAGUUGCUGCUUCAGGACUGAUCUGCGUCAACACCUGAACUAAUGAUAGGGAGUGAAGUAGUCGAACGCGUCGACAACAUCACUUAUCUUGGUAGUCUGGUCAGCCCUAAUGGGUUUGGUGUCUGACGAAAUCUCUGCACGCUUUUGAAAGGCUAGUUUGGCUUUUGCCAACUUACGUUACUUGUAGCGAAGGCGAGAUAUCCAUCCAUCAGUUUGUUCUGUUCUACUUUACGGCUGCGAAACGUGGCCAUUAAGAGUAGAAGAUACUCGUAAAUUGAUAGUAUUUGAUCACAGAUGUUUUAGAAAUAUUGCUGACAUCUGGGAUCACCGGGUGGGUAAUGGUGAUGUUAGAUACAGGGUAUUAAGGAAUGAUGAUAAGUCAGUUGAUAAAAUUGUGAAUCUACAUCGACUGAGAUGGUUGGAGCACGUAUUAUACAUACCCAACCACCGGUUACCAUGACGUGCAAUGGUGACUAGUGUUGGAGAUGGUCGGAAGAAAGUUAGAGCUGGCCAAACCAAAACAUGGGAUCAGUGCUUGAAGUCACUAACUUCUAGUCUGAGCCAUGUCGGUAGAUGCAGACUACUUGGUUGGUGUCCGCGUAAAUAUCGUAAGGAGUGAUCGGAGACUCUUAGUGACAUGGCUCAAAAUCGUUUGCAAUGGCGCAGGUGCAUCCACUCUCUGUGUUCUCCCAGAUUCUAAUCUUCUGAAUUCUCCAUGUCCCUUUUUUCCUCUUUCCAAAUUUAUUUCACUGGAUUAUACUCUUUAAAUAACAUCUCCAAACCCUAAUCUUCCCUAUUACUGCUUAUACUCUUGCUACCUCUACCACUAUGGGAUUUGAAUCGACAACUGCAUCUCUGUGCUAAGGUGGUGUGGGAACUCGAACUGAUGUACGUACGUAUGAAGUUCUACGUUGUUACUGACUGACUGACUGGAUCAGAAUCGAUCACAAUGGCGUCGGUGUAUACACUAUCUGUGUUCCCUUAAACUAAAAGAUUAAAAUCGCUUCAUAUCUUUCAUUCUAUUAACUAAUUCCUUCUUCCUGUACUAUAUCCUUAUAUACAAUCUUUCUUUUAUAUAUUACCACCUCUGAAUUAACUACUUUUAUGAAUCCGGUGUUCAUCUUGUUGUGUUAAUGAGGUAUUGUAACUUGAAUCGAUGCAUAUAUGUGCCUUAUCCUACAUUGUAGCUGACUGACUGACAUUCAUUCGCUUAGAGUUAGUGUUGACUAAUAUUUAUUGCUAUGUACAUAUACUCUGUGCUAAAUAAAUCUUCGGCUCAUGUUUUCUGUUCCAUGCGAUCGCAUUUAUGCUUUGGAUAUCUCCUCAUAUCUAGAAGCUAACUUCAAACCUUCUAGUUUUUGGUUGUUGCAGUUUUAUCUGAGAUGUUUAUACUGUUAGUGUCGGAUAUCAUUGUUUCUAAUUCUUUUAUGUGUAUUGUAAACAGUUAUCAUCUCGUUUCAGUGAUAACUGCACUUGUAUCUAUUUAUAUAUUUAGUUACUGAAUCCAGUUUUUCUUUCGUCUUCCAGAUUUCUGUGCUAACUAAAACCCCAUAGCAACACACUUUCAAACUGCCUUAGCGGCAUAAUUGCUGACAAGAAGGAGGCUUAUUAGUACCUAACCGUUGCAGGACACAUUUCUCAGAUUAUGUCUUCUCUUUUGGACUCUGAAGCUUCUGAGGCCUCUGAACUUUCCGACUUGGAUGACGACGAUAUAGUGAAGAAGAAACUGGACAAGCGGCCUGCCCUCGAUGAUCCAGAUUCCAGUGAUAGCGACGAAGAAGAAGAAGAUUUAGCUAAUGAGGAAGAAAUCUGUCGGAAAGAAGGCGAAGGCUGGAUUGUGGAUGAGGAAGAAGACGAAGGUGGUGCAUCCGAAGGCUCUGAUGGAGAUGAUGCUGAGGAAAUUGGGGACGAAGGAGACAAGGAUGAUGACGACGACGCUUUGGAUGAUGAUGAUUUUCAACUCAUCCAAGAAAAUGUUGGUAUCAAUUUGAAGAAACAGAAAAAACGAAGAUUGGUGCUUGACGAUGACGAUGAAGCAGAUGAAGAUGAAGUUGUAUCCAAGAAAGCAACCUAUGAAGAGGAUAGAGGAAGAGAAGCUAUUGCACGUCAAAUCUUUGAAGACGAGGAUGAAGAAUUUGAUGAAGACAGAGUUGUUCGUAGCAGGCCAACUGAUUUUGGUGUGUCAGUUGGUGAUGAAGAAGAGGAGGAAGAUGAGGACGACAUGGGGGACUUUAUCGUGGAUGAUAGGACGGGUGCUCCACCCACAAGACCUUCCAAGCGUAUAGUACAUAAAGAUGCAGCACUCCAACAAGCUCAAAAUAUUUUCGGUGUUGAUUUUGACUUAUCGGAGUUCGAAGCAUUCCGAAAAUCGCGGGUUGGAGGCGAUGACUACAGUGACGAGUCAGAAUAUGAAUAUUCAGACGAAGAGGAAGGCUCUAAAGCUAGACGAUCAAAACACCGCCGGGCACCUUCGAAUCUGGUCAUGGAUGAUCGUGUUUACGAACUUUUUGAUCCUAGUGAUCUUGAAAGAGCCUACUACAGCCAGGCAGAUGAACGCAUUCGAAAAACUGAUGUUCCAGAACGCUUUCAACUUCGUCAGGUUCCCGUUAAGUACAUUGAUUCCUGUUCAGCAACAUAUACUCAAGAUCUGCAGGAACUUUCUGAUGAAGCCGAGUGGAUCUAUCGUCAUGCUUUCAAAGAAGAUGCGGAAUAUAAGCCUCCUGGAGUUAUACCUAAAAUUCUCGAGUCCCUAAAACUUAUGAGGGAGUUUUUGUUUGAGGUCCCUUUUAUUGCAUUUUACCGGAAAGAAUGCAUAGAAAAGGACCUGAAUAUCAAAGACCUUUGGAGAAUAUAUCAAAUGGACGAAAAAUGGACCAUUUUGCAUCAACGCAAAAGAAAUAUGAUUAAUCUUCUUCAACGCUUGUCAGAUUAUUUUGAGGCUCUCACCACAGAAGAUGCGGUCAGUUCACUAAAGAAACAUUGUUCUUCGGUACUGAAAUUAAUUGCAUGUGCUCGUAGCGCAGAUUCUUUAGAGGAGCUGUUCGACGUCCGGUUGAAUUAUCUGCUUCACUUUUCCGGAUAUGUCGAACCAAUGAACCGUUGGUAUGCGCGUCAGAAAAAGGGAGGCGAGGGGGAACAAUCUGAAGAACAAGAAUACGAUGAAACAAAUGUUGAAAAAGCUAUCCCGAUUACAACAACUAUCGACCCAAUAACUGGACGAUCUAUUCGUCAGAGACAGGCUCGUGCAACUGCUUCAUAUGAGGUGGCCAAACGAGCUGGUAUAGGUGAUCUUGUACAAAGAUUUGGUCUUUCGGCGUCUCAGUUUGCUGAAAAUGUUCAGGACCAGUAUCUUCGCCAUGAUGUUGACCAAUGCCCUAUGUUACCUAUUGAUGCAGCUGGUGACUUUCUGUCCCCACAGUUUCCUAAUUCUGAGUUAGCACUGUCUGCAGCUCGUUAUAUGCUUGCAUUUGAAAUUUCUCGUGAGCCACUUGUUAGAAAAAUGAUGCGCCAAAUGUUUAAUCUACAAGCUGUAAUCAGUAUGCGUCCUACUGAGAGAGGGGCUAAACAUAUAGACGAGUCUCAUCCACUUUUUCAAAUUAAAUAUCUUUCUAACAAACCAGUUGCUGAUUUGAUGGGUAAUGCACUUUUCCUUCACAUACAUAAUGCUGAACGUGACAAACUAGUGCAAUAUGAAAUUCAUGUGCCAACCGAACAAAUUCGAGGUUUAUCGUUAGUAGAUGAGCUUCAACGUUUCUUUUAUCAAGACGAAUUUAGUUCAUUGGUUCAAGCAUGGAAUGAACAACGUAAUCUAGUUCUUAAACAGGCUGCUGAGGAAUUUAUUUUCCCUGGACUUGUACGUGAAUUACGACAGAAGUUACUCAAUGAAAGUCAACAAGCUGUACUGAGAAUGUGUGCCAAAAAGUUGUUUAAUUACCUUCGGAUAGGUCCCUAUCCUCCUGAUGGACAUCGUUCGUAUGAAAUGGAUACAGAAGAAACUGCUUCUUCUUUUGUCAAUAAUCGUCACAAAUCAGAUUUUCAUACUAGCGGAGACAUUGAUUCCCGUUCUAGUGGAGCUGUUUGGCCAAAGGGAGCUCGUGUUUUGGCUCUUGCACUAAAAAACGAGGAUGAUAGUCGGAAGUCAAUGGUGACUGCUGUUCAACUAGACUGUAAUGGUGAGGUUGUUGAUUUUCUUCAUUUCCAUGGUCUUUUGGUAUCUCGUCGUGCUCCAGAAGAAAUGAAAAAAAUUAAGGAAGAAGAUAUGCAACGCCUUUCAACAUUUAUGGUAAAACACAAACCUCAAGUUUGCGUCAUCGGGUGCGAUUGCAGAAAGGCCUUGUUUUUGCAAGAAGACAUUCAACAUCUUGUAAACGAAUUAGCGAAUGAGAGACGUCUACCCCGUAUUCAUGUUGAAUUGAUGGAAACAGAACUCUCUAUUGUUUUUGCUCUUUCUUCUCGUGCCUCAUUUGAUUUACCUAUAUCGUACCCUUUACUUCUUCGUCAAGCUAUCUCUUUAGGAAGGCGUCUGCAGGACCCCUUAUUUGAAUUCGCUCAACUAGUAACUAUUGAGAAUGAAAUUCUUGGUAUCAGAUGGCAUCCACUACAAGAUUCUCUUCCUCGUGAUAUGUUACUUCGGGCAUUAGAGAUAGAAUUCAUUAAUCGAGUGAACGAGGUUGGAGUUGAUGUGAAUCGUUGUUUGUCUCACCCACAUACUGCUGGAGUUAUUCAGUUUAUUUCAGGACUUGGACCUCGCAAGGGCCUACACAUGCUAAAGAUUCUAAAGCAUAAAAAAACUCAUCUAACCAAUCGUAUGCAAUUAGUAACAAUGAUUGAAUUCGGUCCACGGGUUGUGAUUAAUUGUGCUGGUUUCAUCAAAAUUGAUACUUCAUCGGUACGUGAUUUAGAUGCAGAUGAUGUAGAUUUACUGGAUUCUACUAGAGUGCAUCCUGAAAGUUAUGAUUUAGCGAAAAAAAUGGCUGUCGAUGCUCUGGAAUAUGAUGAUACUGAGGAAUGUGAUCCAACAGUUGCGUUGGAAGAGAUAGUACACAGCCCUGCACGUUUACGUGAACUUGAUUUAGAUGCUUUCGCAGACGAAUUAAAACGACAAGAACAUGGAGAUAAACAUAUCACCUUGUAUGAUAUUCGAAAAGAAUUGAAUAAUCGUUAUCGAGAUUAUCGAGAAGCAUAUCAAUCUGCUAAUCCAGAAAGUAUUUUCAGUAUGGUCACACAUGAGACACCUGAAACUUUACAUGUUGGUCGUUUAGUUGAAUGUCGUGUGUUAUCUGUUGCUACUAGACGACCACGGCCUGAACAAUUAGACAAUGCAAAUCCAACUAAAAAUGAAAUUAAUGGUUUAUGGAUGUGCCCAUUUUGUCAACAAGAUAACUUCCAACUACUCAAUCACGUUUGGAGUCAUUUUGAUAAUAAUGAAUGUCCUGGGCAACCAGUUGGAUUAAGAGUUCAAUUAGACAAUGGAAUUGAUGGAUUUAUACCAUUAAAGUUUAUGGAUUCCCCAGAUAAAUUAUUUGAACGAACUCAACCGGGUUCUCUUGUACAAUGUCGGGUAACUAAAAUCGACAUAACACGAUUUAAUGUGGAGCUCACUUGCAAGUCAGCGGAAUUGAAGGAUGAACGUCAUAUAUGGCGUCCACGUCAAGAUGCUUUUUAUGAUUUUGAAAAAGAAGAAAAAGAUCUACGUUCUGAAGCGGAGGCAAUGGCUAAAGCUAAGGCUAAAACUAAUCCAUACAUGUCUCGUUUGAUAUUUCAUCCAUAUUUUAAAAAUAUUAGCUAUGAUCAGUUGGCUGCAAUGGAGCCGGAAUUAGAGCCUGGUGCAAUUAUUAUUCGUCCAAGUAGAAAGGGAACGGAUCAUCUGACUGUAAGCUGGAAGAUAGAUGACGGAAUUAUGCAACAUAUUGAUGUUUCCGAAAAGGAAAAAUCGAAUAGUUUUUCACUGGGAAAACUUUUAAUUAUUGGUGAUGAAGAAUUUGAAGACUUAGAUGAAAUUGUGGCACGUCAUGUACAACCCAUGGCGUCUCUUGUUCGUGAUGUAAUGACCUACAAAUAUUACCGUGAUUCUUCGGGUGGUGAUCGUGCUCACCUUAAUGCUUUACUUCAACAUGAAAAGAGCCUUAAUCCGGAUCGCAUUCCUUAUUUUUUGAGUUCAACAAAAGAACGUCCUGGUUAUUUCAUUCUUGCGUAUUUACCCAAUAAGAAUCCACAUUUUGAAUUAUUUAGCAUACGACCCGAAGGUUUCAAGUUUCGCCAGUUAAUAUUCCCAACUCUCGACCGAAUGAUUACUUGGUUCAAAGAACACUAUAAUGACGCUGUAAAUUACUAUCGCGGCUGAAUCGGUCUAUUCUCAGGAUACUUUGUUUCUAGUCUACAUUUCUUUAUUGCUGAAUUCAGUUUCACAUAAAUAUUAAUUUUUAUCAAAAUCCCACUUAAAGCUUGACCUAUUUCAACUUUUAGUUUUUAUUACGAAAUAUUAACACUUGUAAAUAUCCCUAAGUAAUGUUCACAACUUUCCACAAUGUUACCGUAUUGUUUUUUCGUAUAUGUACAACUGAAUUAAAAUGAGUACAAAGAAAUUAAAUAGACGAAGUUGAAUUUAUAUAUUUUGAUACAAGAUGUACAACUAACAAAUAUUCGUAUUUUCCUUUAGAACUGUUAAACGUUAACUGAUUACCAGAAUAUUAAAUAUCACUGUAAACUACCUUGUUUCAUGAAGACUAGGUGUCCUUAUCAUCAAAUGUCGAUAAUUGUAUUACGAAGUCGCGAUACAUAAUCUUCCCUUUUGAUAAAUCCGUUGCGGCUGCGAGCAUCUCCUCUAUUUCCUCUUUUGUAAAUGGUUCUCCUAAAAAUACAUAUUACGAUAACAUUAUCUUUACCUGAAGAAACCAUAUAAGAUUCCAAAGCGUCAGCACUUAGGAAUCCUUUCUUCUCUGAGUCGAGGAUUAAGAAGGCUUUCAAUAAAUCUUCUUCAGGUGCAGGUUCGAAUCUGUAAGCGGUUCAACAUACCAGUCAUUUGUUACUUUACCUUUUCUGUUCCAUUGCUUGCAUCAUCACUGGGAGGAAUUUGUCAUAAUUAAUAUAACCAUUUGGUGGGUC